Penicillium digitatum Pd1 is the source of this 987-nucleotide messenger RNA. RefSeq names its product DUF3431 domain-containing protein. The record is from RefSeq and is a predicted model, not a curated record. NCBI's taxonomy places the organism in Eukaryota, Fungi, Ascomycota, Eurotiomycetes, Eurotiales, Aspergillaceae.
AUGGCCAAUGCGGAACCGAAGCGCAUCCCCGUCGAUGUCCCCGGCGCUGAAUGGGCGGGAGAACUAUUCUUCAGAUCUAGAGGGGCACCCGAACUGUAUGAUCCAGAAAACUCCUUCGACGAUGCCCAUCUGAUCGCUCUGGCGGAGCAAAAUGAUGUGAUGGCACCUUCGUUUACUGCUCCUUUUCGUCCAAAGAUUACUCCGAAAUCGGAUCGCGUCAUUGUCCUGGGGAAGAUGUCGUACGAAGAUACCAAUUGGCUUGAGGAGGAGCUACCAGAAUGGCAACACGCAGUCUACCUUGUCGAUGACCCCGAAGCAUCUUUGCAAGUGGAACAAAAUAAAGGAAAGGAAAGCAGUGCCUACCUACAAUACAUUCUAGAAAACUACGACAAAUUACCCGAGUACAUGGUGUUCCUCCACGCUCAUCAAUAUAGCGGCCACGUGGAAUUCUGGGAGCAGGACAAUGUGUUGACCGUCCAAAGACUGCAACUUGACUACCUCCGACAAGUUGGAUAUCUCAAUCUACGUUGCGACUGGAGUCCCGGGUGUCCCGAUGAGGUUCAGCCAUUCCGGCAAAUGGCUGGUCGCACUACCGAGCUUGCCUUUGCGGGUGCUUGGAUUCGUAUCUUUAACAACACGGAUGUGCCUGAGAUUGUUGCUACGCCUUGUUGUGCUCAGUUCGCCGUAACCAGGGAGCAGGUCAUCCAACGCCCACGGAGCGCCUAUGAGUCGUACCAUCAUUGGCUUAUGACAACCGAGUUAGAUGACGAGACGAGUGGCCGUGUCUUUGAGUACAUAUGGCACAUAAUUUUCGGGCAGGAUCCCGUGUUUUGUCCUGCAAAGGCACAGUGUUACAAGGAUGUAUAUGCUAUGGAUUAUGAGGAGCCAGCUCAGGAUUUCUUCGAUGAUGACUUCUGGGGCAAUUGGUAUGAUGAAAUGCCCGUGGAUGACCUGCUUUUAGAGGAAACGCCUGCGAACGAGAUAUGA